Molecule: messenger RNA, 582 nt
Organism: Histoplasma capsulatum G186AR
Lineage: Eukaryota; Fungi; Ascomycota; Eurotiomycetes; Onygenales; Ajellomycetaceae
Exons: 3
Coding region: 1-582 (193 amino acids)
Source: RefSeq, a predicted model, not a curated record
AUGUUGGAACCGGAUGGGUGUUUUUGUAGUGCCGCUGUAAAGCCUUCUCAGGCUCAAAAUCACGCUUACAUCGGCUACAAGUUCAGGCUCCUUCCGCUCGGGGCUGAGAAAGCGCAGCCAAGUGGAUUACAGGCUAAAAGAAAGACUCACAAUCGGAUUAAUUUCCAAAAGGCUGGAAAGCCAGAAAUGCAGAAAUGCAGGAAAAGACAGGCAGAGUCCCCAGAAAAUACUGGCUCACCCAUCAUUUUCAAGUUAUUAAAAAUCAUGACCAUGCGCCUUCAAACAGUCUCACUUCCUUCUAAUACGGUUUUGCGAUAUUGUAUCUCUUUCCAUUCAAUCAUGGCAUACCGACCGUCGGACCAUAUUAAUAAGCCCGACACAGAGAAUAAAUGCGCCAGCCCCCACCAACAACGGCGUAGACGAAAGGAGACUCUGCUGGGGAAGUUACAUGCCUAUUGCCUAGAGUGCUAUAGCGACGUUGACCUGGUGCUUGCUGAAUACCCAAUCCAGAAGUCCUGCGGCAAGCAAACACCCCCAAUACAUUUUAGUGCAGUUUCCAGUGGCCAGACAGCUAAAACCUAA